Messenger RNA from Nicotiana tabacum (common tobacco), 949 nucleotides. Its product is annotated as homeobox-leucine zipper protein ATHB-40-like. Lineage: Eukaryota; Viridiplantae; Streptophyta; Magnoliopsida; Solanales; Solanaceae. Gene Ontology annotation, molecular function: DNA-binding transcription factor activity, RNA polymerase II-specific; sequence-specific DNA binding. Gene Ontology annotation, biological process: positive regulation of DNA-templated transcription. Gene Ontology annotation, cellular component: nucleus. The record is from RefSeq and is a predicted model, not a curated record.
GCUAGCUUUAUAAAUACUCACACCAAGACCAAAUACUCUCUAAAGUCGCUUUUUUUCUUCCUUGCUUCUUCACUAUCUAUUCACUUCCAUCUCAACAUAACAAGAAAGGCAGACAGAAAGGAACUAAAGAAAGAAAGAAAGAAAGAAAGAAAGGAAAAGGUUUAUGUAAAGCAGCAUGACUCACCAGCUUGAUGAUCAAAUGGUACUGAUCUCUCAGUACUAUCCUGAUAUAUACAACCAAUUGGUAUCGGAACCAGGAGAGGCAAAACCGCGGCGAAGACGGAAGAAAAACAAAGUUGAAGGGAGCAGCAGUGGGAUGAUCAUGAGGAAGAGGAAGCUUAGCGAAGAACAAGUUAAUCUUCUUGAACAGAGUUUUGAGGAGGAGCACAAACUGGAGACAGAGAGGAAGGACAAGCUUGCUUCUGAACUUGGCCUUGAUCCUCAUCAAGUUGCUGUUUGGUUCCAGAACAGAAGAACUCGUUAUAAAAACAAGAAACUGGAGGAGGAAUAUUCCAAGUUAAAGACUGAACAUGACACUGCUAUUGUUGAGAAAUGUCGUCUUGAAAAUGAGGUCAUAAAGAUGAAGGAACAGUUAUCUGAAGCAGAAAAUGAGAUACAAAAGCUGCUAUUGGAGCGUAAUUGUGAUGGUGUUUCAAGCAAUAGCCCAAUUAGUACUUCAUCAUUUACAAUGGAUCAGCCACCUUUACUUGGGGAGUAUGGAAUGGAGGGAAUAUUAAUGGAUAAUCUCUUUUUUGUUGCUGAAAAUACUUAUAAUUAUCAUGAGGGAUUAGAAUGGGUUAACCCUAUUUAUAUAUGAUAUAUGAUCCCUGGCCUAAUUAAUUAAAUUCUACAAGCUCGUAGAUAGUGAUCCACCUAGCUAAUGUAUGUACAUCUUUCUUCUAUCCUUGCUUUGUGCUUACUACUAGUGUAUUAAUGUAAAUUGUAAUAA